GCAAAAUGCAUUAGAAGAAGGGUGGGGUUCGAUGCGUAUGCACACGAGACGCGGCCAACUACGAAAUCGGGGGUAGGCGGGGUAACCCGAACGAUCCGCGUCGCCUUCCAUCCGAUCCAUCAGAGCAAGCCCCGAAGACUGACGUCAUCGCAUCGGCUCGUCGUGCUGCGUCGCCUACUUCGAUAUACACACAUACAUUUCGGCGUACCGAGAGCAUUGUUUGUCGGUGUGUUUGUUGGUGCUGUCCCGGUAUUAUAUUUACAAACUGUUUAGUGUCGAACGAACGAAGAGGAAUUUAGCAGAAGCGAAUCGCGAUGGCUACGGAAGUGGAGAACAACGCGCCCGAGACAAAAGAGAUCAAAGAGGAGAAGGAGAGCGACAGCAACAAAGCCGAGGAGGCGGCGAAACAGGAGAAGACCGGCGGCGGCGACGAGGCCAAAGAAAAGGAGAAGGAGCCGGUCCCCGCGAAGGCGGCCGUGCACAAGGCCAACUUCGAAAAGGACGUGGUUUAUUUAUAUCAAUUUUCGCGUACGCCCUUGUUGCCAUCUUUGUCGCCCUAUUGUUUGAAAGUCGAAACGUGGUUGAGAUUGGCCGGCGUCAAAUAUGAGAACGUCGACCACAAGAUCAAGUACCGCUCCAAAAAGGGCCAGUUGCCCUUCGUCGAAUUGAACGGCGACGAAAUCGCCGACAGCGCCCUCAUCAUCAAAGAGCUGUCGCAGAAAUUCGACCAAGACUUGGACGCCGGCCUGACCGCCGACCAGAAGAACCUCGCCCACACCACCGUCUCGAUGAUCGAGAACCACCUGACGUGGGUGGUGAUGUGGUGGCGCACCAAGAACCCCGACCAGAUGCUCAAGGGGUACAAGGUGAACCUGCAGCACGCGCUCGGCUCGCGGAUACCCAACGGGAUAUUGAAUUUCUUCUUUAAAUUCGCCUACGGGAGAAAGUGGUUGCAGGGAUCAAAGAAGGUCAAAGCCCAAGGCAUGGGCGUCCAUUCGGCCGACGAGGUCACCGAAUUCGGCCAGGAGGACCUCAAGGUCCUCUCCGAGAUGCUAGCCGACAAACCUUUCUUCUUCGGCGACGAACCCACAACGUUGGACGUGGUGGUGUUCGCCAACUUGGCGCAGAUCUACUUCAUCGACAAGGAGGUGUCCUAUCCGCUGAGGGACUUCAUGACGGAGUCCUGCGCGAACCUGGUGGGCCUGGUGAACAGGAUGAAGGAGCGCUGCUUUCCCGACUGGGAGGAGAUCUGCACCAAUUUGGACUUGAACGCGCAUCUGCCGAAGCCCAAGCCGGAGGAGACCAAGGACAAGAAGGAGGAGGCCAAGGACGAGAAGGAGGAGAAGGAGAAGGAGCCCGAGGAGAAGGACAUCGAACAGGAGAAGGCCGACGAGAAAGAAAAGGACAAAGCUAAGGAAAAGUCAGAGGAAAACAAAGAGAAGGAAGGGAAAUAAUAACCUUUUUUUUUCGAUUUAACAAGUAAUAUUUCAAGCCCAAUUUACCCGAGGCUCGUAAUAAUUAUUCUUCUUUUAUAUAAUUUUUUUAUACGUAUAACUUGAACUGUAUGUGCAACAAAAACACGAACCGUAAGUUUAUUAUAAUGCGUAAGGAUUUACUCAAUUAGUAAUCGAAAUUUUAAUUGAUUUAAUUGAAAUACUCCACGAUUAAAUGUAGUGUCGCUCUUUCCUCCCGUUUCGGAUUUGUUUUAAUAGUAAUUACUCGAAAAAUAAUACAAAAUUAACGUAAACCGAUUUGUUUUAUACAUAAUGAAUUCAUUUUUAGCUUAGGAUUUUUUAUUCGUAUUUGUAAUUAUAAAAUUAAGCGGGAUAAAAAAAAUAACCAUUUUCACGCAGAUUUUUUUACCAUUUCGUAGCGCAUUUAUUGUAUUCAUUCCAUUUUGUAAUAAUCGAAAAUCGAUUCCGAUGUUUAUGAAAUAAAUCGAAUUUCUAGCUUAACAGUAAGAGGUUAAUCAAAAACACCGGAAUUGCGAUCGAAUAAGUACGGGGCAUCACGAAAUUUUUGUACUCGCUUUCUCGUCAAUCUGUAUUCCGUAGAUUUUUGUAUUUUUUUAUUCAAAAAAAAACACAAAGUUGAAAAUUUCGAAAAAAAAAGGACCUUCCAAUUUGCCGAGUGUUCCGAAUUGGAGGCGCCCCCUUACGAAUAUUACCGCUAAAUAAGAAACUGUGUUGUAUGCUAAAAAUUAAUUUGAAAUUAAAGUGAAAUUUUAAGUUAA
This is a messenger RNA of Phyllotreta striolata, 2233 nucleotides long. The record is from the annotation of a GenBank genome assembly. Lineage: Eukaryota; Metazoa; Arthropoda; Insecta; Coleoptera; Chrysomelidae.